UGCGAAUUGACUUGGUUAAUUUAAUUUACAUUAUUUAAAUAAAUAUUACCUGAAAAACAUUGUACUUAUGGUAUUUAACAAAUGUGCAUGAAAAUGAGCUAACAACGUUUAUGUCAAGAUGUUCAAGCAGCAGCUGUCGCCACGGAGUAUCCAUCCUUAUCAAACAACGGUAGUACCUCGUAGCGAACAGCAAUAUUCGACGGCAUCGCGUCAAAGGGCCAAAUAUCCAUGGGCUGAAGAUAUUAACACGCCUGUGUAUCAGGUGGCUGGCACAGACAGUUCCACUUCCGAUAAUGCUUACCAAGUUCCUCAGCUUUAUAACGGAACAUUAAGAGAUUAUGGACAUUCUUCAUUUGUAUAUCAGACCCCAUAUGGUACAGGCACUUGGCGUAGUUAUAAAAAUAGUGAGAAAUUUCCACAUCAUGCCAUUCCCGAAGCAUACACGUUUCCUCAAUGUGCUUCUUCAUUUUCACUUCCAAUAGGUGAGGAACUACGAACUGAAAGCCGGUCUCCUGUGCCUCCUAUGCCCUCUGUUAGUCCAGAAGUACCUGUUAUUGGAGCAUGUGGAGGUCAUUGCCCGGGAUUUGAGUAUGUUUGUUAUUAUAUUUUACAGGUGAUAUUUGUUGUAGGCAUAUUAACUGGGAUCUCAUUAAGCAUUGCAGGAAUUGUAUUAAGACGUACAAAUCGUAAUGGUGAUCUUGGAGUAUUAGUUUACAUAGGUUGUCUAUCAUCUUGUGUGUGUGGUGUAUUGCUUGGAGUCCAGUGCUGUGUUCAUCGAGAGAUACGACAGCGUAAAUUGAGGGCUAACAUGCACAUACCAAUGCAACCCAUACAGGAAACACCAGCCACAGCUUGUCCAUUGUUAAGUACUUCACUACCUCAUACUCAAAUAUACAGACCGACUGUUAACAUAUGUGCUGAAGAUGAGACCGGUGUUCCUUGGUGGCGUCGCUCAAACAGAGACUGACUAGUUUUAAGUAUUAUAAAG
This is a messenger RNA of Chilo suppressalis (striped riceborer), 988 nucleotides long. The record is from the annotation of a GenBank genome assembly. Lineage: Eukaryota; Metazoa; Arthropoda; Insecta; Lepidoptera; Crambidae.